This is a messenger RNA of Emiliania huxleyi CCMP1516, 813 nucleotides long. RefSeq lists its product as hypothetical. Gene Ontology annotation, molecular function: L-ascorbic acid binding; iron ion binding; oxidoreductase activity, acting on paired donors, with incorporation or reduction of molecular oxygen. The coding region runs from base 1 to 813 and encodes 270 amino acids. Lineage: Eukaryota; Haptophyta; Isochrysidales; Noelaerhabdaceae. The transcript has a single exon. The record is from RefSeq and is a predicted model, not a curated record.
AUGCGACGGGCGCUGGCGGUCAAAGUGACUGCCGCCACCGCUGCAGCCUCGCUUCUCGUGCACCAGCAGUACGGCGACUACCUCGCCUCCGUCGAGGCGUCGGCGCACGCCGAGACGCACCUGCCGCUCUCUGCCGACGCCCAGAAAACAGAGGUGGUGCGCGUGCCGUCCUUCCUAUCGGCGGCAGAGGUCGAGGACCUGCACGAGCUCCAUAAGGAGCUCCAGCCGCUCCUGGGCUCGGCGGGCCGCACCUCUGGCAACCAGGCCGCCGCCUACCGUCAGGGCACUUGGGAGACGUCGUACCUGUCGACCGACGGUCUGUUUGCGCGAGCGCGACCAGCCCUGCGCCAGCGGCUGCUCGACCUGGCGCGCGAGGUGGACGCGGAGCACUGGAACGUGAUGAGCCGCGCCACGCGGCCUGUCCUUCCGCGCUGCGUCGAGUACCACACUGUCGAGCCGGGAGGCUCGCUGCCGUACCCGACGCACUACGACGCCGGCUCGCUCGUCACGAUCGACAUCAUGCUCUCGGACAGCAGCGACUUUCGCGGCGGCGAGUUCCGCACGCUCGAGCCCGACGGCAGCAUGCGAAGCUACGCCUUUGAGAAGGGCGACGCGCUCUGCUUUGUGUCGCACAAGUUCCACUGCGUGUCGCCGCUCACCGCUGGCCGGCGCAACGUGCUCGUCGUCGAGCUGUGGGAGGGCGUCGAGCGCCAGUGCGCGCACCGCUGCGAGCGGCACACCGGGGAGUGCGAGCACUCUGCGCGGGCGAGCCUGUUCCGACGAGUGCUCAACGACCUGGGGAGCGACCUCUGA